Molecule: messenger RNA, 1152 nt
Organism: Paramacrobiotus metropolitanus
Lineage: Eukaryota; Metazoa; Tardigrada; Eutardigrada; Parachela; Macrobiotidae
Exons: 1
Coding region: 1-1152 (383 amino acids)
Source: RefSeq, a predicted model, not a curated record
AUGGGCAUUAACGCCUCCUUUCCCAUUGACAAACCAAUCCCGCCGUUAUCACUGCAACUGGAUAACAAUCGCGUUAAACUGCGUCUGAAUAUUGAUCUAACGACGGAAGCGCUAAUUGCGCUACUAUCGUCGACCGAAAGGUCACCGACAGCUUCUGCCGCAUAUGAGAUGGCCAGUGUCACAACCGGAUAUAACAUGACCAAUAUCAGUGAGAACAGCAGUGAUUCGACUGUCAGCCAUGAACGAGACCGUUUAGUCUUCAUGGAUGAAAUACCACAAGCACCCGGCGAUUCCGGUAUAGUUGUUGGUCAACCAGUGGAGACAGCGGUAACUUCAACGCCGACGACAGCAGCGACAACAUCAACGUCGGCUUAUACAACAACACUGGAAAGCACUACAGAAUACAACAUCUUUCUUAAUCUUCCGCCCGAAUGUAACCCGAACUGCCCGCCGGGUUUUACGCUGCCUACGGAAAGUACGGUUACUACGACAUCUACCACGACAUCUACGUCUACAUCCCAGUCGACGACAUCCACUUCCACCACCUCAACAGCAACCGAAGCGACCACACCCACCACAACUACGACGCCGGAAUCAACAUCAACGUCGACAACGCUUCUUUCAACAAUAUCUUCAACGCCGGAAUCAACACCCACAACGCUGCAAUCAACAACGUCUUCAACACAGGCAACAACAACCACGACACCAGUAACCCAAGAAACCACAACCUCGACGGUCUCCACUUCCACUCUGGACCCGUUCGCGAUGUUCUACGGCUCGGCAACAGCACCCGAAGAGCGAAUACUGGAUGUCGGGGUGACGCCCAUUCCGCACUAUCCAAGGCCAACCGCCAAUAUGCCCAAGCUGACCGGACCAGCUAUCUGCAUUCCUUUACAAGGUCAUUUUAUUGGAAAUUUGUUCCCGGUUUCACAGAGUCUUUACUGGAAUGACGGGAAUGAGCGGAACAGUGUGUUCACCUUGCUGACGGAUUCUUUGAUGCAGAGCAAUUUGAGUCCCGAAGUCAAGUCAGCGUUACGCGGGCUGGAGUUGACCAAGGGUCAGUUUGUUGCGCUGUUGAAUAAACUAAACAACGACGGAUUAGGCAAUACACUGAAACUGAUACUUCCGCAGAUAAAAGAGGAUGUUGGUUGA